AUUGUUAUUGUUUCAGAUUUUAGCAGAUAAUCGUAUAUUGUGGCCCGUAUAAUUGUCGGCGGAUGGUGAAUUUGAGUAUUCAAGUUUCAACUAAUAUUUAUUAACUUCUUGAAAUCAGCAAUGUCGGACAAACUUGGUCAAGUUGAAGAUCAUCGAAGGAAAUGGGACAGAGAUGAGUAUGAGAAAAUUGCCCAAGCAAGGCUGGAUCAAGAAUUACAAGAAAGAGAGAAAAGAGAUAGGAGGUACAAUGAACCACCAGUUAAGAGAGAAUUACUCCGUCAGCGAGACUACAAGGUUGACUUGGAAUCGAAGUUGGGAAAAUCGCAAGUCAUUACGAAGACAACACCGUCUUCACAGAUGGGUGGCUAUUACUGUAACGUAUGCGAUUGUGUCGUGAAGGAUUCCAUCAAUUUCUUAGAUCAUAUUAAUGGAAAAAAACAUCAAAGGAAUCUGGGAAUGUCCAUGCGAGUGGAGCGGUCAAGUUUAGAUCAAGUGAAGAAAAGGUUCGAGAUGAAUAAGAAAAAACAAGAAGAGAAGAAAAAAGAAUAUGAUUUUGAGGCCAGAAUGGUUGAACUAAGGGAAGAGGAAGAGAAGCAGAAAGCAUACAGGAAACAAAAAAGGAAAGAUAGGAAAAGAAAGGCUGACGACGAUGGUGAAGAAAUGGACCCCGAGAUGGCAGCCAUGAUGGGUUUCUCAGGAUUCGGAUCAAGUAAACGAUAGCUAUCCCAUUGCAUUGUGUAUGCGUAGACUUACAGUAAUGUUAUCACGGUAUGAAAUGUGUGGAUGGAUUUACUGAAGGGAGAUAGUGAGUGCAUCUAUUCCACAUACUACGGAAUAUGGUGGAUACAUUCCCAUUAUAAUAAGCAACGAACCAAUGUCAACAAAAUAUAUUAGUAUACUUGUUAGUGAGUGAUGUGACGAAUGGGGCAACUUUCUUCCUCAUUUUGUCAUGACAAGUUUUAAAGGGCGCCACCAAAUAGAAAUAUUCCCAGGGGUCCGUACUGUAGUUCGCUUUCUUUAGAUCUGGUUAAUGAGCUUCCUUAAUAUAUUUAAUUUUAUGUCAAUGCCCAUGGUAUUACCCAUCAGCACUGAUUUCUGUGAGACAAUUGAUAAUUAAGUAGUAAAAAUAUGCAAAUAUUAUGAAUUUGCAUGUUCUGCUUGCUUGCGGGAGUGUGGGACGGCGUCCCAAUUUCUGGGAGACUCCUGCAACUUCCGGUAGACUUAGAACCCAGUUAUAAACUCAACAGACUCCUCAGUAUAUUCCUUAAUACUUUUUAGAACUGCAGCUUAUGUGGGUUGGUGCAGAUGGCAACAUCAACAGCAUUAUACAAUACAAAAGAAUAUGAUGUAUUUGCGAGAUACUUGUACUUGGUCUGUUUGUUAUCGACUAUGAAACAGACAUUCUUGUCCAUAGCAGCAAUAAUAUCAAUAAUAGUUUCUACUGUACAUCAUUCUCAAUCGUGGAGGGGACGUUAGGCAUACGUUGUGCUUCUUAAAUUUCUGGAAUACUGUAGUCUUCAAAACUGAAGAUUUUUGCCUUAAAAUAAAAUUCUGCAACUUAGGUACCUGUUUAUGCAUUAAUUUACAGUAAAAAUGUAUAUAUAACAAAUUUACAACUACACCUCACUUUUUAAUAAAAAAAAAAUAUGAAGAUUCCCAGAAAAGAGUAGUCUUACCUAAUCUGGUCAUUUAUAUAGCAUCUUUCUUUACACAUACGAAGCGAUGUAAGUUUUUCACUGGUCAUUGGGUCCACAUGUUUAAGUGUUACAGCCUUGGUACCCAUUUAUAUUCCUGGGUGGAGGGAAGCAAUGUAGAUAAAGUGCCUUGUUCAAGGACGCAAGCCAAAUGCAAUGCGAGGGAUUAAAACCCCGACCUCGAGGUUGGGAAACCAAACCGUUCCCACUGUGCCAAACUGCUUCCACACAAAACUCUACUGUAUUGUAUAGUAUUUGUUAAAGUAGCCACCAUCGUACAGUACACUGUAGUGUAUGGUUAUAAAUGGUGCCCUCAAAAUACACUAUGAUAUUUUAGAGAAUGUUUUGACAAAAAAUGAUUUCUGUAUGUGACCCUCCCCCAACCCCCAGGCCUCUUUAAAUUGAAUUGAUAGCUAUAAUACUGUAGUUUGAAAUUUCCACUAUAUUAUAGUGGAAAUGGUAUUUCUUCAUUUUCUAUUAGUUGAAAUGAUUAUAAUCAGGCAUGAUACAAUUGUUUGAGCCACUUACACUAGAAAAACUACUUAAAAUAAUGUUCUGAUUGGAAAUUUGGUUGUCCCGAGUGCAAAAUGGGUUGUUGUUGAAUACCGUAAAAUCAUCUCAAUUUGAAGCCUUCCUCUUUACUUUGCAAAUUAUGCCAUGAAAAGGAGCCAUCUCGAAAAAAAAAUCCAUGGGCUUCUUUUCAAGAUAACAUGGGCUUUGUUCGAGAGAGUACAGUGCUGUAUAUGCACUCUACAUGAAUUUCAAUAAACAAAAUAAAUUAAAAAUAUUGGUUUUAACACAGUAGUUUAGGUGAUUUAAUGCCAAUUAAUAAACUAUGAUACAGACUGAUGUUACAGUGACCCUAUUCAUUGUUUUGCAGUAGUAAUUACAGCAUUCAUUUAGAAAAGAAGCCCCCCCACCCUUUUUUGACUUACCAAAAUAUUAGCCUUGAAAGAAGCCCAUCGAAUGUUAGCAAAAAAGGAAACCUAGGGCUUCUAUUCGAGGUUUACGGUAUUUGGUGUACUAUGAAUAUAAUUUUUUGAUCGAUAAUUAAACACAUGCACAAUAGAUGUAAACAUACCGAUAAUAUCAAUGAAAUAUCACAGUAACUUUACAUGCAAUGCGCAUGGUUUAACCAGUCAGUUCUACAUGAUAAAGAGUGUUGCUUACCUUGUCUUGGUAACAUUUUAUCUGUAAAUUUGACAAACUAAGGCUGCUAUGAAAGGAAAGCCUAAUCCUGUAGAUAUUGAAUGUAAAGAAACUUUGCUGGGAUAAUUAGUUGAAAAAAAGGUUUGAGGUUAAAUGACAUAAACAAUUUAUAUUUGGCCUUAGUUGACCAGAUCUAAAUUUUAAAGUUUGUUAUAUUUAUUUGUUUCAGUAUGCAGAUACUAUAUAUAUACUGUGAAGAUUAACAAUGGUUAAAGAACAUUUUUUUUAUAAAGAUGAUAGUUUAAGCCAAUUGUGAAUGUCUGUGUGAUAUGAGGUUUGAUAGGCAGUUGAGUCUAUGAAAGAGUUGAUUCUGUUUUCAUGCAUGUUCUAAUGGUUUAUUCCCCUCUAGAUAUGGUAUCAGAACCAUGUGAAUACGUGUAGGUCUCCCUCCAAUUGUGGCAAAGACAAGCCAAACCAGUCACCUGUCGCAAAAUGUGUUUCAGAGAAAAUGGCCAAAACAUGCUGGAAUGUCAAAUUAUUGUGUCAAUCUAUUUUAGUGCACUAAACUAAACUUUAUAUAUCUAUACAUCAUGCUGUGCUGCUGUUAUUUUUCCCAUUUUAAAUGUUAAAACAACACUUUUUAAGGAUUUGAAGACAGUUUCUGCAUGAGAAAUGCCCGAAAUC
This is a messenger RNA of Anneissia japonica, 3527 nucleotides long. Its product is annotated as zinc finger matrin-type protein 2-like. Gene Ontology annotation, molecular function: nucleic acid binding; zinc ion binding. Bases 121 to 720 code for a protein of 199 amino acids. Gene Ontology annotation, biological process: mRNA splicing, via spliceosome. NCBI's taxonomy places the organism in Eukaryota, Metazoa, Echinodermata, Crinoidea, Comatulida, Comatulidae. The transcript has 5 exons. The record is from RefSeq and is a predicted model, not a curated record. Gene Ontology annotation, cellular component: spliceosomal complex; U4/U6 x U5 tri-snRNP complex.